Rhineura floridana is the source of this 6765-nucleotide messenger RNA. RefSeq lists its product as uncharacterized. Bases 940 to 2946 code for a protein of 668 amino acids. The transcript has 2 exons. Lineage: Eukaryota; Metazoa; Chordata; Lepidosauria; Squamata; Rhineuridae. The record is from RefSeq and is a predicted model, not a curated record.
CUGACCAUGUUGAAGGAGACGACUGGAGCGACUAUUCAGAUCAUGAGGAGGAUACAUCGUACCGCUUGUUCAAUACCUCAGAUUACCAACCGCUCGCACGUAGGGUACUUCAUACCCUUGGUCUCCAGACUGCGCCCUCAACUUCGUCCGCUCCAACUCUCAAAGGGGCCAAGGUCCUCAAAUCCCCUGCACCUACUGAACACUACAUCCCGGUGCCGGACCCAAUUGCCAAAUUAGCUUCCGAUGAAUGGGCCCACCCACUCAAAGCUCGACGCUUCAAGAACAUGGCUGACAGACUUUACGCCCUAGACCCAGACUUCGCCACCAAGUUAGAUGUCCCUGGCAUAGAUGAACCGAUCGCUCGCCUCGUUUCACGAUCUAUCUUGCCCAGGGAAGGGGAAUCCCACCUAAAAGAUACUACUGAACGUCGAAUAGACUUCACCCUCCGCAAGAACCACGAGGCCACUGCCCUAGCCAUGCGUGCCUCCGCCUCAGCCUCCAUCUUCUCCAGAGCAUCUAUGAUGUGGCUGGAUGACCUUCUAGAGGAUGAUAACCCUGAUCCUGUCGCCUUCAAAAGAGCACUAUUGAAAUUACGUAAGACAGCAGCUUUUGUGGCCGAUGCCACUUUGGAUGCCACCCAAUUAGGGGCACGAGCCAUGACGACUCAAAUAGUCGCUCGUCGUACCCUCUGGCUUCGCCACUGGCAAGCUGAUUCAGCGGCCAGAUUGAAGCUGUCCAAGGCCCCUUACUCCGGAUCUCUACUCUUCGGCGAGGAAGCUCUAAAGGCAGUUCUGGUUGAUCCAAAAGACGCCCAUAAACUGGUUCUAGCCACAGUCAAGAACAUCGACCACAGGCCCUUUAGGCGAUUUCCCUCCUUUCGUUCUAACCAGCCUUUUCGAGGAACGCGGCCAGGAGGACGAGGCCGCGAUUUCAGACCCUAUGAUUCCAACGCAUUCAGGGGUUCCUGGAACCGACGCUUCCAGGGCAGAGGUCAGUACCAAGGGCGCAGGGGCAACUCAUCGUCCUCAUAUAGGGGAGGUCCUCGCCUACACAAGUAGUAUUAACGCCAUCCCCAUAGGUGGCAGAUUACUUAAUUUUGGAGAUCGAUGGCUGCGCCUCACUAAGGUCUCCUGGAUCAGGGACCUCUUCACUUAUGGCUAUACCAUAGAGUUCUGGGCAACCCCAUCAGACAGAUUCCACCCGUCUCCUUGCCCAAGGGCACCAGCCAGGCACAACAUCAUGCAGACAGCUAUACAUCACCUCUUGCACAUAGCGGCAAUAGAGCCAGUUCCCACAACUGAGAGAUCGGAAGGGGUGUACUCCCUCCUAUUUGCUGUGCCAAAACGAGAUUUAUCUUGGAGGGCGGUAUUGGAUCUCAAAUUUGUCAACCGUUUUGUAACAUACCGCAAGUUUAAAAUGGAAUCUCUCCAUUCCAUUACCGAGAGUCUGCAUGAAGGAGACUUCCUGGCUUCUAUCGACCUUAAGGAAGCGUAUCUCCAUGUACCCAUUUGCAUAGCCCGCAGAAAGUUUCUUCGGUUUGCUUUUGGCCACCAACAUUUUCAAUAUAGAGCGAUGCCUUUUGGCCUCUCCUCUGCUCCAAGAAUAUUUUCCAAGGUGCUACUCAUCCUAGUGGCUUACCUUCGGACCCAAGGGGUUCAUAUCUACCCAUAUUUGGAUGAUCUGCUCAUACGGGCCAAAUCUGAAGAGCUGGCUCAUCAUCAUUUAAUGAUCACCCUCAAUGUUUUGCAGACCUACGGCUGGCUUGUCAACUUCGACAAAAGCCAUCUCCAACCAACCCAACGCCUACUACAUCUUGGGGCAAUGUUGGACACCCUGCAGGCAAUGGUCUUCCUGGCUCCAGAUCGCAUCACUGCCAUCACAAGCAUCGCAAGGUCCCUGAUGCAACAAACAUCCGCAGACGUCAUGCUUCUCGCCAGAGCGCUCGGGAUGUUUAUCUCCACAAUCCACAUUGUGCCCUGGGCUCGGGCUCACACUCGGCCCCUUCAGUGGACUCUGUUGCCUUUUCAAAAAGACAUUGCCAGCUCCAACCAUCGCAAAGUUCGUUUGAGCCCCGCUCUGCGCCUCUCCUUCCGCUGGUGGACCAAGGUUCAACACCUCUCCAAGGGCACGUCGUUCAGAGAACCCCGCAGAACCGUCGUGACCACAGACGCCAGCCUCAUAGGUUGGGGAGCCCACUGCAACUCCCAGUACGUUCAAGGGGUUUGGCCCAACGCAGAGCAAUCUCGAAGCAUCAACUGGCUGGAACUAAAGGCUGUCCACUUGGCUCUAUGUCAUUUUCAAUCUCUGUUCCCUUUGCAUCAUGUGCUCAUUCGAACAGACAACACGUGUGUAAAAUCACAUUUGAACAGACAGGGGGGCACCAGGUCUCGUCCUCUGCAGGACUUAGCCUCCCUCAUCUUUGUCUGGGCAGAACAACAUCUACAAUCCCUGAAAGCAGAGCACCUCAGAGGGAUUUGGAAUGUGACAGCAGACUGGCUCAGCAGACAACAGGUCUUCCCAGGAGAAUGGAAACUUCAUCCAGCCAUUUUCCAUCGUCUCCAGUGUCGGUUCGGCGCCCUCUCAGUCGACCUGUUUGCUUCCAGUCACAAUUGCCAGCUUCCAAGGUACUUUGCUCGAUACCUGGACUCAACAGCAGAAGCAGUGGAUGCUCUGACAACACCGUGGCCAGACGGUCUAUUGUACGCCUUUCCUCCCAUACCAUUGUUAGCCAAAACCUUGAGGAAGGCGCGAACCAAAAGGGCACAGCUGGUUCUGAUUGCACCAUUUUGGCCACGCCGACCGUGGUUCUCAGAUCUACUGGCAAUGUCAAUGAUGGAUCCUUGGACACUUCCAGUAACGCCAGACCUCCUAUCCCAGGGCCCACUACUGCACCAGGACCCUACUUGGCUCAAUCUAACAGCGUGGCGUUUGAACGGAGACACUUGAGGUCAGCUGGACUGUCUGACGCUGUGAUUGAUAUUAUUUUGGCCUCGAGAAGACCAUCUACCACUCGCAUUUAUCAACAUACCUGGGUGGCUUUCUCCAAGUGGUGUCAGUCCCACCACCACGAUCCAUCCCAGGCCAAUGUGCACCAGGUGCUCCAAUUUCUCCAUACUGGCUUUAUGAUGGGACUUCGACCCAACACUCUACGUCGACAGGCGUCUACUCUGUCAUCCAUUCUCUCAGUGUCCUCUCCUGGAGAUCAUAUCUCCUCACAUCCGUUCAUCAAACGUUUUUUGAGGGGAGUCGCCCUACACUCUCCGGCUGUUGUCCAUCGGUUCCCCUCAUGGAGUUUGCCGAAAGUUCUGCAGGCUUUGCAACGCCCUCCGUUUGAACCCAUCAGGACUGUGCCCCUACGUAUACUGUCCUUCAAGGUCCUGUUUCUGAUCGCAAUCACAUCUGCCAGACGCGUUUCGGAGUUGGGCGCAUUGUCUUCUGCUAGACACCUCUGCGUCUUCCAUAAGGACUCUGUUGUGCUGAAGACUGACCCUUCCUUUCGUCCCAAGGUUGAUUCAGUUUUUCAUUGCAACCAGGACAUUGUUUUGCCUUCCUUUUGCCCGAAUCCUACCCAUCCUCUCGAGAAGGCUUGGCAUUCGUUGGAUGUCCGGAGGGCUCUCAAGACCUACCUGUCUAGGACCCAAGAGAUUCGACGAACGGAGUCUCUGUUUGUAUCCUUUCAUCCAGGGUCUAUGGGGCAUAAAGUAUCCAAUCCUACCUUAUCCCGUUGGUUAAGGGCAUGCAUUACCUUAGCAUAUGAGUCCCUGAAGCUGCCAGUUCCUGCUAGUAUAACAGCUCAUUCUACUAGGUCAGCUGCCACUUCGGCUGCUUUUGCUACUAAUGCUCCUGUUGCCGAUAUUUGUAGGGCCGCAGUCUGGUCUUCCCCACACUCGUUUAUAAGACAUUAUAAAAUUGAUCGUUAUGCCUCUGCUGAUGCUUCUUUUGGCAGACGAGUGUUGCAACAGGUUCUUAAUGAGGAUUAACAUGUGGGUGGUCCCUCCCUAUAUGGGUUGCUUUGGUACAUCCCACAGUGAUGGCCCACUUCCUAUGGAAAAUGUACCAUUGGUCUCACCUGAAAGGUGAUUUUCAUAGGAAGGGGCCAUCACGACCCUCCCAGUUGGAGGAUGACUAGCGAUUUUAUCAAUGGGUUACAUGUUAUUGUUUCCAUAUUAUAUUUAAAUGUAAGAGUGAAGUCAAGACUUUUAGUUCUGUUAUGUUAUGAAGUUAUGUUAGAGUCAUGUUGUUAUGCAUGUGACUAUUAUGUUAUUUUCCUGGCAGGCCUGUUGGCCUUGUUCUUGUAUUUUUAGAUAUCUCUUUUAGACUCGCUACGAAUGAACUGGAGAGUGGGAGGGGCAUGACGUCCCUAGUCUUGACUUCAAAAACAUUCUUGCCUUCGCACGAUAGGUGGAACUAUUCCCCACAGUGAUGGCCCCUUCCUAUGAAAAUCACCUUUCAGGAGCUUCAUAUAGAUGUUAAAAUGCUACUGGAGAGAGGAUUGUGGAACCCCAUAGCACAAGUGCAAGAGGACCAAGGAGCACUAACCCUGUGCUACUCUCUAAACACGGCUCUGAAGAAAGAAUGAAACCACCAUACUAUGGUGCCUCUUGAUACCCAUCCUACUGAGUUGGUCCAUGAGUAAAUAGUCAUAGUAAGUCAUAGUAAAUAGUGUCAAAAGCCACUGAGAGAUUGAGCAGAAAUAACAACACUCCCCUUGUCUCUUGCACAAUAAAUUAGGGUGACCAAGACUUACUCACUUCCAAAACCCAGACUGUAGUGGAUCUAGAUAAUCAGUCUCAUCUAAGAAUACUUGCAGUUUCUUCACAACCACCCUCUACACCACGUUUGCCAAGAAAGGGGUUUUGGCAGCUGGUCUGUCAUUAUUACACUCUAUUUUUGGAUCUAUUUUUUAAGCAGUGGAUGCACCGCUACGUUUUUCAGGGCAGUGAGCAACACUCCGUCACACAAAAAUGUGCUUACUACAUCUGUGAACAAUUCAGUCACCCCACUCUGGCUAGCUUUAAUAAACCAGGAUAGAGAAGGAUCUAAUAAGCAAGUUGGGUGCAGUAUUGUCCAAACCAUCAGGCCACAUUAACUGGAACUGAUCCUACAACUCUAGGUUCAGCAUUGCAUUGAAUAUCUUGGCUGGCACUGCCACAGUUGCAGCUUCUAAAUCAUUGUGGAGCUGAGCAGCUCUAUCCUCAAAAUGGUUAGCCAACCAGUUACACCCUGGAUAGUUUGUGUUCCAUAGCUCCCCCCCCCACCUCGGUCAAGAUUGACCAACCUCCAACCUCAGGUUAACAUGGAACAGCUCCUGGAGGACACAAUGGAGGCAGUGAAAUAGGAACUCUUUGCUGCCUCCACAGCCAUGUGGUAGGCCCGAUUAUGGGUCUGAAUGCAUGCUCACUCUGCUCCAGAGGGAAAUUUAUGCUACUUAUAUUCCAGCUAUUUGGUCCAUUUCAUCAACUGCAGCUCCUCAGUGUACCAAGGAGUGAAGUGGGCUCUAUGGUGCCAGAGAGGGUGAUCAUGUCAGUGGCCCUAUGAGUCAGGAGCAAUUGCAUCAAUAGCCCUACGAGUCCCACCAUUCUACUAUGCAUGUAAGAUGAACUCUCAUAUGGGACUAGCUCUACCAUGUGGUUGAAGGCAGAAAAGACAGUUUGAUUCUGCAGAGUCUUCUAGUCUCCCAUUACACAGGGAACAAUUCUUUUGCCUUCACCAAGUAUGGUUGGGUUUGUGCUCUCUGCUCAACUUCUGCUGGAUCAGACCUAUAUUUUUAGAGUUAUUUCAGUGUGGGAGGCCUCUCUGUAUUUUGAGCCAGGCUGCUUGAUUCUGUUCUUGUUUUCUGUUCUGUGGCAGAGAGUACUUUUUUGUCUCUUUUAGAAAUUGUUGUUCCUAUAUAUGUCUUUUCUGGCUUGUCAUGAUCCCUGUGUGAAAGGGGAGACUAGAAGACUCUGCAAUAUUGAAUAAUGUCUUUUCUGCCUUCAACCACAAAGUGGAGUUCAAGUGGAUCUGAGAUCAUCUUUACAUGAACAUAAAAGACCGUUUCACGGUAAGACCACAUGUCUCUUCCGUAGUGAUACUAGGGCCUCAACAGGAUUACCUGCUCUAUCCACUGGAAAAACUUUGCAACUAGCAGAGCAACUCUAACUGUACAAAGCCAGUGUAAUUUACACUGGUGUAAGUUACCCCUAUUCCAAACUACAUUCAGGAGAAAUUUGCCAGCUAAGCUCAGAAAAGGUGGUGCAAGUCAAAUUUCUCCUUUCUCUUGUGAUCAAACUGAAAGGGAUUUGGAAUAGGUGUAAGUCAUUCUGUCCUGCCAGACCUCCAGAAUGCUCUUUUUGGGGGACUUCCAUUGGCUAAAGUUCUGCUGGCUUAGCCCAAGAUCCGUUGAAUCCAAACUUGCUGAUCCUGGCCGAUCUUGGGUUUGGAUUACACUGUUGCCAAUAAUACGAUGAAAGAGGAAGGCACAAUCUUUGCAUGCUUUGUGUGGCAUUUCACAUUCAAUUGACAGCAACUGGCUGACGUGUGAGAUGAUCAAGAAUUGGGGCAUUUCUGAUUCUUGGUGUUCUAGCCAAAGCAUGCCAGCUGCAUGUGGUAGAAAUGGUUACUUUUCCAACUGAGGCUAAAUAUUCUCCUUUUAAAAAACUUUUUUGGUUUUUUUUAUACUUAAUUGCCAUGAGAGCUAGAAAUUUUAUUUUAGUGAAAGUUAAAAUGACGCAGAGUGGUAAGCGAUGGUAACGCAGCCGAAGCUCUGCUCACGGCUGGAGUUCG